Messenger RNA from Fragaria vesca subsp. vesca, 1274 nucleotides. Its product is annotated as 4,5-DOPA dioxygenase extradiol-like protein-like. Lineage: Eukaryota; Viridiplantae; Streptophyta; Magnoliopsida; Rosales; Rosaceae. The record is from RefSeq and is a predicted model, not a curated record. The transcript has 2 exons. Bases 23 to 946 code for a protein of 307 amino acids. Gene Ontology annotation, molecular function: ferrous iron binding; oxidoreductase activity, acting on single donors with incorporation of molecular oxygen; zinc ion binding.
AACGACAAAUAAUUGAAAGUUGAUGACAUUCUCAGUGCUCUCUGGUUAUAUAUAUAGAGGUUUAAAGCUCGUUCAUUGUCCAACCCAAUCGAGCUUUAUUGACUAUAAAUCUUUAUUUAAUUCCAAGAAGAUGGGUAAGGAAGUGUUUGAUACAUUCUUCUUGAUUCACGGAGCACCGCUGGUUCUGAUCGACGACACUCUACCCGCCAGAACAUUCUUGAAGUCAUGGAGGGAGAAGAUCUUACCGGAGAAACCCAAAUAUAUUCUCGUGGUUUCCGGUCACUGGGAGACCAACGAACCCUCCAUCAACGUCGUCGACCGCCAUGAAACCAUCCAUGAUUUCGAAGACUUCCCGCCCGAGAUGUACGAGCUCCAGUACCCAGCUCCGGGAUCCAAAGAACUGGCCACCAUGGUGAACGACGUUCUGGUGGCUGCCGGGUACAAGCCUCUCCACGUAGACACGAAGCGAGGGCUCGAUCACGGAGCCUGGGUGCCACUCAUGCAAAUGUACCCGGAAGCCGACGUGCCGGUGUGCCAGCUCUCGAUCCAGUCCCACGAGAACGGAACCUAUCACUUCAACUUGGGCAAGGCCCUGGCUCCUCUCAGGGAGCAAGGAGUCCUCAUCGUCGGCACCGGAAGUGUCACGCACAACAUGGAGUCCCUCAUCGUCAACAACGUCGGCGGCACUGUGGCCCCGUGGGCUCUCGAGUUCGACAACUGGGUCAAGGACGCGCUGCUCAACGGAAGGUACGAUGAGGUGAACGAGGCUCUGGAGAAACAUCCACACGCCAAAAUGGCGCAUCCGGACGGACCGGUGCAUUUCUAUCCUCUGCUGGCGGCCAUCGGGGCUGCCGGAGGGGAAAAGGCCAAGGCGGAGCUCAUUCAUCAUAGCUUUAGCCGGCAUACUAUUUCCUAUGCCAACUACCGGUUUAGGUCAACUGAGUGAUGAGAUCGAUCAUAAUAUGUUCGUUUUCAUUUCUUCAAAGCAUGAUCCAUGCAUGGUGUGUGUUGGAACUUGCUAUUUGUUCACGGAUGCGUCUUCCUUACUUCUUUCUCAUGUUUUCCAAUCUCAUUAUUAUUAUUAUUAUCAUUGUUAUUACUGUUCGUGUAAUCAACCUGCAGUGUUGAUUUUUUUUCUUUUGGGUAUGUAUCUUUGCAUGUGUAAUAAGAUUUUUGCUGCUACAGAUGAGGGGGUUGCGGUUGUACGUACGCACGUAUAUGUAUUCACUUAUGUAUCCAUAAUGAUUUCAGCAAUAAAAUCAUUCUGUCUCUAA